This is a messenger RNA of Sinocyclocheilus rhinocerous, 2967 nucleotides long. Its product is annotated as protein translocase subunit SecA-like. The transcript is spliced from 2 exons. Gene Ontology annotation, cellular component: membrane. Gene Ontology annotation, biological process: protein targeting; intracellular protein transport; protein import. The coding region runs from base 1 to 2967 and encodes 988 amino acids. NCBI's taxonomy places the organism in Eukaryota, Metazoa, Chordata, Actinopteri, Cypriniformes, Cyprinidae. The record is from RefSeq and is a predicted model, not a curated record. Gene Ontology annotation, molecular function: ATP binding; protein binding.
AUGUCUGGAAACAAUCUCCAUGAGAAGGGACGCCUUACUGAGAGCAUUGAGAUGUUCACCAAAGCUUUGGAGGAUGGUGCAUCUGGAGAGAUUAUUCCUCUAUAUAAUCGUGCACUGGCCACUACUAUAAAGAAAGACAGUGGUUAUAUCACUCGAGCAUUGGCUGACCUGGAAAAGGCUGACAAGGCUCAUGAAACGUCAUCUUCUCAUACUAAAGAAUGGUCUGCCUUUUAUAAGAGACUGAAUAUCACUGUUGACGUCAACAGCAACAAAACCAAAGACAAAGAGCUGAAGAAGUGCUAUGAAUGUCAGGUGGUCUACGGUACGACUGUCAGUUUUGCAGCUGAUUGGCUGAGACAACGUGUUCAUAUACAAGACUUGAAACCUAACAGAGAGUUUCAGUGUGUUAUAGUGGAUGAGGUGGACUCAUUAAUGCUGGACAAAGGUCUUGAAGUGGUUUAUUUGAGCACUGAGAUUCCUCUAAUGGAAUCUCUCAAUGCAAUAUUGGCAAAGAUCUGGUUUGUCAUCAAUCAGCUGAAGCGUUUAGACACUGGAGAGAUUUUAGGCCCCAUUCAGCUCCUCUCUCAGCUUCUGUCUGAAAUCAUUACUGAAAAUAAAAGCAUUGAUCAACUCAAUAUUGUGCAGAUGGCUGUGAAAUCAGGAAUUAAGCCUAUAAAAACUAAGCAAAUGCAAGAAAACAUGACACAUGUUCUAAAACAGCUUGAUAAUGCAAGUGUUGUGCAAAUGGUGGCAUUUUUAACCAUGUUUGUGGGAAAAUUUCCUGAGCAUUUCUUUAAACUGUACCAGGAAGCGCCUGAUGGGACUUUACAGAAACUGAAUGAAUUCAGUUCCACAGGUACAAAUAAAAGACAAGAAAUAUCUGUUCUGCUCCUCGGAAAUGGACAAUGUCGUUUAGUGUACUAUGAGGAGGACUCUCUAGUUAAAUCAUUGGGUAAAAUGAUUAAAAAGCAUUAUCAGUCUGAGGCAAUAAAGGAACCAAAAGAAUCUUGUAUCCCAGACCUUCAAGAUCUCAUCAAUGGGAACGUACAAACUUGGAUUGAAAAUGCUCUGCUAGCUACAAAAAGGAAUCUCGGCCAUGAAUAUGUCCUUCAUGGAGAUGGAGUCGCUCCUGUCGAUUACAAAUGCACUGGUGUCGUGCAGAACAACAUGAGAUGGGGGGAAGGACUUCAGCAGUUUCUGGAGAUGAAACACCAAACUAAACUCUCCAACAUGAGUCUAAUAACAAACUUCAUGUCUAAUUUUGGCUUAUUUAAGAAAUACAAAAAAAGCGUCUAUGGGAUCACAGGAACUUUGGGGGACCAAACAGAGCUUGACAUGCUGAAGAAACUCUACAAUGGCAUUGAGACGUGUAAGAUCCCUUUAUUUAGACAAAGGAAACUUUAUGAGUUGGAGGGUUUGGUGAUAGCUGAAGAAGACGAGUGGAUCAGAACCGUCUGUAAUGUUGUUAAGCAUCAAGUGAUCUCCACAGUUUAUCGAGGUCCACGAGCAGCUCUCGUCAUCUGUGAAACCAUCAAUCAUGCAGAAAUAUUUCACAAGACUCUUAAAAAUAAACUAAACAGAAAACUAAAACUAUAUGUAAAUAACAACAUGAAUAACUCUACAAUAAUAAAUAAAACUGUCCAAGCAGGGGACGUCAUCAUUGCAACUAAUCUAGCAGGUCGAGGUACAGACCUAAAGGUCAGUGAAAGUGUAAAUGAGGCUGGAGGUCUGUUUGUGGUGCAAACCUUCUUACCUCUGAACGUCCGUGUCGAACAGCAAGCAUUUGGAAGAACGGCUCGUCAAGGGAGUCCAGGAUCUGCUCAACUCAUCAUGUGUGCCAGUCAUUUCUCUGACUCUGUAAAAAGGGUGAUGGCAUCUUCCACUAACUUACUUGACCCUCUGUGUUGUUUAAUAAAGGAGAUGUCACAUUGUUUCACAGAAGAACUAUUUGUUGAAGCAGUUAAUCAGUACCUGGAAAAUCACAGCUCUCCUAAUCAUGAGGCGAUGGUCUCUGCCCUAACAGCUGUCUUAACCAUGAAUUCAUAUCCAUUUCAGGAAAGUAAUCUGGAACAGGCAAAAGUCGCCAGAAACACUGAGGUUGAGAUUAGGCUCUCUGGGUUUCUUAAAGACAUUCAACAAAUCAUAAAAAAGGAAGAGCUUUUUUCUGUCUACCUUGAUGUCUUGGACAACAUUUACAAAGACAUCUAUGUCUUUCUUUCCAACCAGCUUGAUGUAAUCGUGUCCUCUCUUAAUGAGUGCUGGGGUUCGUGGCUCCUGGUGCACUUUAGUGAGGAAAAGGACAUUGAAAUGAUGAAGGAACAUCUGAAGGUAGCCUUGAUGACUGCAAACCUAAAGCUUUUGACUAAACAGUCUCCAUCCUCCAUGGUCUACUAUUACAUCAGGUCUGGAAACAAUCUCCGUGAGAAAGGAUACCUUACUGAGAGCAUUGAGAUGUUCACCAAAGCUUUGGAGGAUGGUGCAUCUGGGGAGAUUAUUCCUCUCUAUAAUCGUGCACUGACCACUAUUAAGAAGAAAGACACUGGUUAUAUCACUCAAGCAUUGGCUGAUCUAGAAAAGGCUGACAAGGCAAUAAACUCAUACAAGUCUCAUCUGGCACAGAUUCUAAAAUAUGCAGAAUUAUCAAGCCAGGAGCAGAAAGUAGAAGUUAAUACUUUGCUCACCAAACAGUUUCAAGUGAAGUGUAUGGUUUUAGAACAACUCAAGAUGAACAUUCAAGAUGCUGUAGUGAUGUUGAAGAGAGCCGAAAGCAGAGGAGGAAAUGUAAAACUGACUGAAAAACUUACAUUUUUUCUUGCAGAACACUUUAUUUUUCGUUCUCCAAGACUUCUGAAAGAGCUGCCAAUGGAAUAUGAAUAUGUCAAGUCACUGGGUCUUGACACCAUUUUCUCUUUGGAUACCAUAUUUUCAUUCAGUGGAUUUUUGUCAAAGAUGAUAAAAGUGUUUUAA